This is a messenger RNA of Oryzias latipes (Japanese medaka), 1753 nucleotides long. Its product is annotated as calcium-binding protein 5-like. Gene Ontology annotation, molecular function: calcium channel regulator activity; calcium ion binding. Gene Ontology annotation, cellular component: cytoplasm. The record is from RefSeq and is a predicted model, not a curated record. NCBI's taxonomy places the organism in Eukaryota, Metazoa, Chordata, Actinopteri, Beloniformes, Adrianichthyidae.
GGGAUAUACAGCACUCCCGAUCCCGGUUUGUACUCACAAGAUCCUGUUCUCCAAACACAGAGAGCAGCCAGCUGGGGCUAUGUAAAUCUGAGGCUUCAGCCUUUUUUUUCUUUUGCACAAAGAGAUUCAGUCGAUCUCAGAGCCAAGGAUCCGAACCGAGAUUCUCAUCAUGAGUGUCAAACAGCCCUGCAUUUUUCUCAGAGGAGGAAAAGGGAGACAAUCAAGAAAUCUUACAAAUGAUGAGCUGGACGAGUUGCGUGAAGCCUUUCUGGAGUUUGAUAAGGAUAAAGACGGCUACAUAAGCUGCAAAGACUUGGGGAAUCUGAUGAGAACAAUGGGCUACAUGCCAACAGAAAUGGAGCUGAUUGAACUCAGCCAGAACAUUAACAUGAACUUAGGGGGACAGGUGGACUUUGACGAUUUUGUCGAACUGAUGACUCCUAAGCUUUUGGAUGAAACAGCAGGGAUGAUCGGCUUGAAAGAACUCAAAGAUGCUUUUAGAGAGUUUGAUAUAGAUGGUGAUGGGGCAAUCACAUCCGAGGAGUUGAGACUCGCUAUGGUGAAGCUGCUUGGGGAGCAAACCAGCAAACAUGAGAUCAACUCAGUGGUCAGCGAAGUUGACAACAACGGAGAUGGAAAAGUUGACUUUGAAGAGUUUGUCAAAAUGAUGUCAAAGAAAUGAGGACAAGAGUGAAAACAAGAGAAGACGUAUCUUCUGCUGAUUUUGACUCCAAUAUUAUUCUAGUCAUUUUAUUACAUCUGAAGUCGCAUCUGCAUAUGGUUCAAAUUUUAACUACCAUAUAUUUUCAUUUCUGCACAACCCUGACAAAUCUUAGAAUAUUAAAUUGCUUUGCAAUUUUAGAACAUAACUCAUUUUUAUCCUUUAUUUAAUGUACACCCUACUCAUUAGGUAUUUGUUUACAAAAAUCAGAGACAUUAUAUUUCUGUUUUAUUUAUUUAUUUAUUGACUGAUUGAUGAAAGUAGGAGGUUUUUAGUAGAUGUUUGAAAUGUGGCUGCUUAGUGCUGGGUAUAAAAUGUCCAAAGACUGUGAGAGGUUUUAGUUAAAAAAUGAGUAUGUUUUAUGAGUAUGUGUUCCUGGAGCUUUAAUGUAUGUUAGUUUCUUAAAAAUGAGCGACUCAAUCUGAAAUUAUGAAGCUACAUUUGGAUUAUUCAGUUUUUAUUUCUGUGGUUUUAUAGUACCUCAUGGACCUUUGACUUUUUGGAUUUUUCCACAAUAUCUUUACAUAAAUGUGAAAUAUGUAGUAAUUAUAUGUAAUGCACAUAGGACAAAGUAAAACUGACAGAAUCCCUAUUUAAUGAUGCUGUAUUAUCUCAUGCUUCCCUGUAGACUUAGACUGAGGCGUCAGAGCUUGGAGGUGUCGCAAACUCGUGUUCUUGAUGAUGUCCAGGUGAAUUUUUAAAGGAUUUAAAUUGAAGUAGCAGCUCUUUAGUGGGCUGUACAUCUGCACACUUUUACUGUUUUUAGUGAAAUGACUUGCAUGCUUCAUAAUAAAACAAAUGAAAAGCAACUCCAUCAGUGUUAUCUUCAGUCACUUUUUUACCUUUUUCACUCAUGUAUUACUGAAAUAACGUAUCUCACCAUCUAUAAACCUUUUCCUUUAGGUCACUAUUUAUUAUAAGUUUGAAACAACAAAUAUAUGCUUGUCUUUUAUUUUGCCUCAUGCAGAUUCUAUUUGUUUUGUUUAAAUGUCACAGUGUGGAAAAUAAAGUUAUUUUUUUUCUCAGAUUUGA